UACAUUUUCAACUAGCAGCGACUUAACCGGACAUAUUUUAUACUGUGGCUAACUUGACACUGCCGUAUAACGCUAUUUUGUUUCGAAGGAAGGUUUUCCGGCUUAUUUUUGGAACAAUUCCACACUUUCUUGAUUGAUGGUGUCAACAUCUCCAAACACCUUUUCCCAGUGACCUCAGGACUCCAUCAUCUCUUAAUCUUAAUGCCCGACGACUCUGAGACUUGUGUCAUUGCCGAGAUAAGUGAAUCACUCUACACAUGACAGUUUCAUUGUACACGGAUACAUUUGAAAGCCUGCAUCCAGGAUAAUCACAACAGCACUUCGACUCUGUGUUUGUUUGUAUGUGGCCUUGCGGCAGGCUGACGUCCUGUCCAGGGUGUACCCCACCUCACGCCCUAUGACUGCUGCUAAUUGGAGUAAGCAGUUGAAGAUGAGUGAAUAGAUAUGUAAAUGAUAUAGACGCAGCUCUUUGAAUUGUGUGAUUAGUCAGAGUUGCAGCACAGCGACCACCAAGCAGCUGGAAGUUACUUGCACUUUGUGCAGAUGAUGUCUUCUCCGCUGUAUUACAACCAUGACAGUGCUACUCGCUUCAAGAAACGAAAAGCCAGAUUCACUUUCAGUGAAGUCCACAUACUCUUGGAUGAAGUGAGGAAACAUCGGGGAGUUGUUGUGGGUAAAUUCAACCGAGGUGUGCCAACAGACAUUAAGAAGCGCACAUGGGCGGAGAUCACUGCCCGUGUCAAUGAGAUUGGUGAGUGCCAGCGUGAGGUCAUUGAGGUCAUCAAAAAGUGGUCCGAUCUAAAGUGUGACACAAAGCGGAAGGUGGCUGCCAUGCGUUCAGGGACUGUGCCCAACAGAGGCCUUAACUCACGUCUGUCCCGAGAUCUUAACCCAACCGAGAAAAUAGUGCUCCAGAUCCUUGAGAUGGAUGAUGAAGACCAGAACACGAGUGAUUUUGGCCCAUUGGGAGAUGACGAUGAUGUGCCUGAUGAGGAAGAAGAAAUGGAGGAGGAGGAUAUGAUUGGAAUGCAGAAUUCUCCAAAUGGUUGCUUGGACACUUCGAUGCCACCGCCAUCCUCCUACAGCAUAAGCGGGCUUUCUCAGCCAAGUGCUAAAGAGGACCAGUCCACGCAUAGCUAUAGUGGAUCAUCACGAGAGUCAUCACAGGCCAUCUUUGAUACGCACUAUGAAGUACCUUCAACAGAAGACUCAGAAGAUGAACAAAGGGAUGACUCGCUGCCAUCCACACCAGCGGUGAAAUCCACAGACGAUCACCAGGGAAACAAUGGCAUCCAGAAACAGCCUGCUGCUGCUGCUGGGCCUCAGACAUCCACCUCUGGAUCGUCAUCCUCAGCACUUCCAGCGCUGGGUCAGCCCCCGCAGAACAUGAGAGACAGCAUGCUCCACAGUGCUGCGGUAAGCCUCCAGGAGCAGCACGCCACCAACGUCCUGCUGGAAACCGUUUCACGCUCGCUGGAGCUCGUGUCCGAGUCGGUGCAGCAGCUGGCGGAGACUCAGCAGGAGUUUGUGCGCGAGUCGUUGCUUCUCCAACGGGAGAUGGUGCAGGUUCUCAGAGACUUCACUGGUGGAGCCAUCGCCCUCAUGCAUGACAAACUAAACGGACGUCCGGCGUUAUAGCAACAAGAUGUCAGAUGAGCGGCGACGGAUCACUAACUGUUGGAGGUGGAACAGCCUUUAAAUUCCUUUGAACUAUACUGCUGGUUGACUGUAUUUUUGAAAGUACUGAACUGGUUUUCUGUGGUUUUAGCUUAAAGCUGUAAUUGUAGAAGCAUUUUACUGAUGGAGUUGUUGUCUGUGCGGUUAAAAGAUAAUGGUUUGAGACAAAAAAAACAUGCAGAGAACUUUUUGCUACUGAAAGUGAGACUCAUACGAACUGAUUAAAAUCUUUUCUUAUAACAGUACACCCGC
Thalassophryne amazonica is the source of this 1929-nucleotide messenger RNA. RefSeq lists its product as uncharacterized. Gene Ontology annotation, cellular component: nucleus. Lineage: Eukaryota; Metazoa; Chordata; Actinopteri; Batrachoidiformes; Batrachoididae. Bases 544 to 1638 code for a protein of 364 amino acids. The transcript has 6 exons. The record is from RefSeq and is a predicted model, not a curated record.